Caenorhabditis auriculariae is the source of this 455-nucleotide messenger RNA. The record is from the annotation of a GenBank genome assembly. Lineage: Eukaryota; Metazoa; Nematoda; Chromadorea; Rhabditida; Rhabditidae.
AUGGAUUUUCUCAUCUCAUCAUUAGAUGGCGGUCAAAAAUUUCGUUUCCCCGUGAGUAAAUUGUUUAAAGCGACAUUUCUAAUGAGAAGACAUGUUUUUAGAAAGUUUUAUUCAGAAAAAAACACUUGUCGGGUUCAAUGAAAGCCAAUGCAAUCACAGAAACAUCAUUUGCAAGAAUCAUCCCGAGUCAACUGAUCGAAUUGUUAAAAUUAAAGAAGCUCUUGAAAGUUUAUUGCAGAACUGUGAAGUUUUAAAGGUAAAAAAUAAAGCAUGUGUGACCCCGAAAGUUUUUUUUUUUAUUAAAGGAUUUUCCCGCUAUUGACGACAACGAUCUCCUUCAAUCUCACUCAUUGAAGCACGUGACUCUUAUGAACAACGCCUCAACAAGCACCCAAGAAGAUAUAAAUUCGAUUUGUUCCAAUUUCGACUCUGUUUUCAUGACUGGAGUGAGUUGA